UAGGGCUGGAAGUGGGCUCGGGCCGGCCCGAAGCCCAUCGGGCCGGGCUGCCUGCGGGCCGGGCUAUGGGUUAAAAACUUAAGCCCAAUUCUAUUUCGGGCCGGGCUCGGGCUGAAAUCUUAAGCCCAAUUCUAUUUCGGGCCGGGCUCGGGUUUUCCAUUGGCCCGGCCCGGGCCCAGCCCGAGCCCGGGCCCAAUGCGAGCCUGAACGAGAUCGAAGACGGGCAGACGGCCCGAGCCAGUCGCGAGUCGCGACUUAGGGGGAUUUUUGGGGUUUUGUAACUUUGUUUGACGAGUCGUGAACUCGUGAUUGAACUCGUGAAACCCUAGGCGAGAGCGGAGAGCCGCGAGACCGAGACGCGGAGAGCCGGAGACGGUGGUCCAGUGGAGGCGUGGAGGCUCGUCGUCGUCUAGGGUUUCUCACCAGUCGUCGUCGGCGGCAGCGGCUUGUCGAGUGCAGAGGCGAGACGAGAGCAGUGGAGGCUCGUCGUCGUCGGCUAGGGUUUCUCCGCUCCCUUCUCGGAUCGUCGUCGUCGCCGACUCACCGAGUGCCAAUCGUCUCGGAUCGUCGCCCUCAUCUCCCUUCUCCUCCAGGCUCCACCCCCUCACCGCCAAAAUUGAUCGUCACUUGAGGUGCAUCGGCUCUAGUCGGCUCUCAGAUUAGGGUUUUUUGGAUAAUCUAUUCUCUCUUGCCUCUUGGUGCUUUACCUUGUUCUAUUCUCUCGAGUCUUGGUGCUUCACCGGCCCCGAUCCUCUUCUCCUCCUUCCUCUGUGGCGCUGACCGACCUGCCGAGAAAGAGGUAAUUACUUAUCCUCUUCUCCUCCUUCCUCUGUGGACUGUGGUGCCUAAAAUAUUAUUUUUUUACUAAUCUAUUGCUUGCUCCCCUUCUCGAAAACAAAAGGGGGAGGCUUUAAAAGUUAGUAGAGCUCAUUUCAUCUGCCAAAUAUCACAAAUAAGAGGAUCAUGUGCUUUUGAGGUGGUUGUGCUGCCAUAAAUCCACAAGUUGUGUUUAGUGCAUUUUAGACAUUUACUGUUAUUUCUACAAUUCUACUAAGUUUGUGGUUUUAAUUAGGUUUGUGGUUUUGAAUAGGUAAUUAAAAGUGUGAUGUGUAAUGCCUGAUGCUAUUGGCUUGCUUUUCUUGUUGUUUGCCUCAGACACACUGAACUCAAUCUUAAUUUGUUGAUCAGUGAUCACUGAUCCAUAGUCUCGCUGAUUCCUUUCCUCUUUAUUUUCUCCUCUCUUUAUCUGAUUUGAAGGUUUCAGAAAGUCCUUAUUAUCUUUCCAACCUUAACAACCUGUAAGCCUAGGAACUAAAUAAUAUAUCUUCCAUUCCAGAAGCUGCUCAUAUCUCAUCUGUUUAUAAGACUGUAACAAACAGGGGAUGAUUCAUUGAGAUAGUAAUGACAUGACUAUAUCUCCAACUUUGUCAAUAACAAGAGUUUUAAAUUUUCGUACAUAUCUGAUGCUAUAGGUUAAAUUUGUGAUAUUUAUUUUGUUAUUUGGGCAGAUUAUUUUUACUAAUGUCUCAUUCUAAAGUUGGUGAAAAUGAGACUGUUGAAGAUUUAAGGAAUGAGGAUGAUAGAAAUGAAGAUACUGCUGAAAAUAUUUGUGACAAUUCUUCUAAAAAAAGAUCUUGGGUAUGGAAUCACUUUAUCGAGGAAAAAAAUUCUAAAGGGUCAAUAGCUAAGUGCAAAUAUUGUAAAAAAGUUUUAAGUGGGAGCACUAAAGGAGGAACGAGUCAUCUAAAACGCCAUCUUGAAAAUGUUUGCAAGAGGUAUCAAAAGAAUUCGACUAAUCAGUUGCUCUUACUACCAAGUUCAAAAGAUCCGAUAAAGUGUUUCAAAUUCAAUCAAGAAGAGAGUAGAAAAAUUCUUGCAAAAUUUAUCAUAUGUGCUGAGCUUCCAUUUCGUAUUGUUGAGCACACUGUUUUUCUGGAUUUUAUGAGAUCUCUUCAGCCAUUAUUCAAACUUAUGGGUCGUAAGACUGUAAAACAUGAUUGUAUGGCUUUGUAUCAAGAAGAGAGGAAAAAAUUGCAUGAUGUAUUCAAGAACCUAAGUUCUCGAGUCAGUUUCACUACUGAUAUUUGGACAUCAAAUCAGAAAAUCGGUUAUAUUUCUUUCACAGCACAUUAUAUUGAUUCUGACUUUACUCUGCAUAAGAAGAUUAUUAGUUUCAAGAAACUUCCAUACCCUCACACCAGCUUUGCAAUUGAAGAUGCUGUAAAAAAAUGUCUUGUUGAAUGGGAAUUGGAUUAUAAAAUAUGUGCUAUUACUUUGGAUAAUUGCAGCACAAAUGAUGCUGUAAUGAGAAGGCUCCGAGAUCACUUUUGUGCUUCAAUGUUGUUUAGUGGGGAGUACAGUCAUAUUAGAUGUUGUGCACAUAUAUUAAAUAUUAUGGUUCAGGAUGGAAUGAAAAUCAUUCAUGAAGCUAUUGAAUGUAUAAGAGAAAUUGUUAGAUAUGUCUCUGCAUCCCCAUCUCGAAUGCAAGCAUUUAAUGAAAUUCUACAGCAUAUGAGACUUCCUGCUAGAAAAGGACUCACUUUGGAUGUUCCUACAAGAUGGAAUUCUACUUAUGAAAUGUUGCAUGAUGCACUUGGUUAUAAAGAUGCUCUUAUUAGAUAUGCAACUGAGCAUUCAUGUGUAUGCCCCACCAAUGAUGAAUGGAAAAAGGCUUCUAUAAUUCUUAAAUUUUUAGAAGCCUUUCUUGAUGCCACUAAAGUAUUUUCUGGUUGUAAGUAUCCCACAUCCAAUUUAUACCUAAAAGAAGUUUGGGGAAUUAGGGCUUUGUUGAUGGAUGAAAGUAUCGAUACUGAUGAAACAGUGAAGCAAUUAACAAAUGAGAUGCUAAAGAAGUUUAACAAAUAUUGGUCUCAGUGCAAUAAUUUGUUGGUAAUUGCUUCUAUUUUGGAUCCCAGAUCAAAGUUGAUAUUUGUAGAAUUUUGUUAUCAAAAGGCAUUUGAGUUGGAGGAGUGCAAGAAAAAGAUUGAUGAUAUUCGUGCUUGUCUUUUUAAAUUGUAUAAUGAGUAUGUAGAUGCAACAAGAAUGCACCCCUCUAUGAGUUCAAGUGAGCGAACAUCUAAUUUUGGUGGACAAGGUGAUAUAAGUUCAGUUUCUUCCCAAAAAAAAUUUGGUAUGGACUUUGCUCAAUUUAGAAGUCAGAGUUCUUCAAAACGCCCUAAGAGAUCCGAGUUGGAUAGUUAUUUGGAUGAUGAUGUACUUCCUGAUUUGGAGAAUAAAGAGUUUGACAUCUUGGCUUGGUGGAAGAGCAAUGCAGCAGUCUAUCCUAUACUAUCAAGAAUGGCUCGAGAUGUUCUAGCUAUUCCAGUCUCCACUGUUUCAUCUGAGUCAGCAUUCAGCACUGGUGGUAGAGUUGUGGAUCAGUAUCGAAGCUCUUUGAGCCCUUCUACCGUAGAAGCCUUAGUGUGUACCCAAGAUUGGCUUCGUGAACAAUAUGAUGAAGUUGCAAAUUGCUCGAGUUCUGUAACGUUGAAUGUAGAUGACGACACCCUGGACUCCUGGAGUGGGCAAUUUGGGAGAACUGAAUGACGAUACCCUCAUCAGAUCUAGUUCAUACCUAAAGUAUCAAGUAUGAAGCUUGAAGCUGACUUCAGGGGGUUUCUCUAUUACAUGGAUAUGAUGAAUAUAUUAUUGUGCAGGGAACAACGACUUCAGGCCGAUGAUUUUUUUUAUCCUCUUGUUUUUGAUGGAAUCCUUUUGUUUGGUUUCAGUUGUAUCGUUGCAGUUGGUUGCAUGGAAUGAAUUUUUUUGCAAGUUAUCUUCAAACUAUCAGAUGCUAUUUUGUUAAUGAUCUGUCUGAUUGCCUACUUGGUCUAUCUUAUAUUUGAUUUAAGUUGAAUAGGUUGUUUGCUUGUCGACAUUUUUGCUUGUAUGUUUACAAGAGCAGCAUAUGGAACCACUCAGGGGAAUGACAUUAUAAAGCUGAAUUUUGAUCCGUAUAUCUACUGUUUCUUUGUGGUUCUUUAAAGGUAAGUGCACUAUUAUCCAUUGCUGGGUUGCUUCAGUGACUUUAUGAUGAACCAUGGAACCACUCAAGAGUCUCACUUUGUAGAGCUAUCAUGGUAAGCAGGUAGCCAGGUAGAGAUAUCAGGGUCGGCUUGUUAUUUAUUUUCUUCCUUGCUUUGCAGGCUGUAUUGCUUAUUGCAUCGUACCUUGAUGUUCCUCUACGAUAUCCUUUGCGCUUGGGAGGCUCACGUUCAUAUAUUCAUGACUAUGCUCCUUCAGUUGAGUCUAUAUCAUCAGAUUACAAAGCCGUCUGAAUUCUAUCAAUUGAUAUUUUUCCUUAUUCAAUUAAGGUUCCAUGAUAAAAGAGUAUUUCAAGAUUACAUUUUCAUAUAUGCUUCAUCUUUCUAACUGAUUCAUGCAUAAUAAAAUCUGGUGGCCAAGUGGCACUUAUGGUUCAGUACUAAGAUGGUACAAUUUUCAUCAGAAGUUAAUUUUUAUUU
Messenger RNA from Phoenix dactylifera (date palm), 4463 nucleotides. The record is from RefSeq and is a predicted model, not a curated record. NCBI's taxonomy places the organism in Eukaryota, Viridiplantae, Streptophyta, Magnoliopsida, Arecales, Arecaceae.